Molecule: messenger RNA, 3603 nt
Organism: Sardina pilchardus (European sardine)
Lineage: Eukaryota; Metazoa; Chordata; Actinopteri; Clupeiformes; Clupeidae
Gene: mbd1b
Product: methyl-CpG binding domain protein 1b
Exons: 16
Coding region: 253-2859 (868 amino acids)
Molecular function (GO): DNA binding; zinc ion binding
Source: RefSeq, a predicted model, not a curated record
ACUGUUGUCCGAUCGAACGCCUUAAGAGCUAAUUCUAUGUGAUUAUUUUAAGAAAAUUGUGAUCCUGGACUGACACUGCGCUAAACACAAUUAGUAGGUGAUAUUAUUAUGUUAGCUGGUUGUUGCCAUGUGAGUGUUCCCAUCCAAUGAAGAAGCGCUGCGCACAGGGAAGUGUUCGUCCGAGUUUGCUUGUAACGUUAACGUUACAGUUUCCGGUUCUUGGCUCCAGUGGCUGUUGUCAGAGCUGGUGAGAUGGAUGAGGGAGCGUUGACAGACUCCACACCAGAGGGGGGCGCUGUUGAUGUGCACAGAGAGCACACAGAGGAGGCCGACCCCCCCACACACGCCCCCGACCCCCCCACACACGCCCCCGACCCCCACACUCCUGAGGAGGUGCCCCUGGAGACCUCGGGUGCAGCAGGAGACGCGGGGAGUAAGGAGGUGCAGGAGAGUGAUGCUGCAGCGGGAGAAGGGAGGAGUAAGGAGGUGCAGGAGAGUGAUGCUGCAGCAGGAGAAGGGAGGAGUAAGGAGGUGCAGGAGAGCGAUGCUGGGGGGGCGACGGCGACGGUGACGGCCCCCUCCGUGAUGGAGCAGGCCGGCUCUGAGGACCCCCCGGGGGAUUGGCUGGAGCCGCUGGAGGACGACGACCUGGAGGAGGAGGAGGAGGAGGAGGAGACGCAGAGCUGGGGUCACACGGGGUCACGAGAGGGCAGCGUCAGCGGCAGCACCGCCGGCCCGGAGCGCAGCAGCAGCAGCGGACGCGGACGAGGGGGCAGGAGGGGGCCGAGAGUGCUUCUGGAGGAGCACUGGGAUGACUGCCCCUGUCUUGGGGAGGGCUGGAAGAGGAAGGAAGUGUUCCGCCGAUCAGGCUGCUACAUGGGCAAGAGCGACACCUAUUACAUGAGUCCGACGGGCGUGCGCGUGCGGAGCAAGGUGGAGCUGGCCAAGUGUGUGUCCCGCACGGUGGACCUGCACAUGUUCGACUUCAAGUCUGGACAGUUCCUGAGUGGGCAGCGCGUGCGCAAGAGAGCCAGACGGGUCAAGCCUCCGUCUCAGGAUGUGGGCGUGUCUGACGACUCCAGCCACCCGGCGGACGACUCUCGCUCGCGCUCGCCUGACUCGCUGCACCGGGCGCCCCCUGCUGGCCGAUCCUGGAGCUCCGCCCCCCUGCGCCCCGACCCCUCCCUCGCCCCCCUCAGCCCCCCCUCCAGCCUCGAACCCCCCCAAACCGACGACUCCGACACCCCGGACAGCAGCACCAACGGAGGGCCCCCAACCUCACACACCACCUGUAGGAAAUGUGGCGGGAGCAUUGAUGCCUCCGGGAGUCAGACGCUUUGUUCAAAGUGCAAAGGAAAAACCCAGCGGAAUAUUGUCUUCAGAAAGUGGAUCCCAUGUGGGCAGUGCCAGGCGUGCCAGAGGACGGUGGACUGUGGCGCUUGUGCCAGCUGCAGGAGUGCCCAGAGCAACCCCGACAAGCUGGCGCGCUGCCGCAAGCGCAAGUGCCUCUGCCCCAUCCGCAAGACGCCCUUUAGGCAUGAGGCAGCACGGGCAUCACUGACUUUCACGCCUGAGGUGUUUCCAGUGUUCCGUGCAAAGCGGCCGUUACCGGACAGCGAUGACUCGGAUGAGUACACGCCUCAUCAGGACGACGACGACGACGACGAUGAUGGGGACGAGGAUGAGUACGAGAAUGAAGACGGGGAGCUGGUGAAGCGUAAGCGGCGCACCUGUGGCAAGUGUGAGGGCUGUGUGGUGAUGCGGGACUGCGGCACCUGUGACUUCUGCGUGGACAAGCCCAAGUUCGGCGGCAGCAACAAGAAGCGCCAGAAGUGCCGUCUGCGCCAGUGCACUCGACAGGCCAUGAGACACUUGUUGCCCUUGCAGCUGGGGGAGGAGCUCCACAGCAGCAGGGCGGGGCUUAGCAAGAAGAGGCGGGGCCACGGCCCCAGCAGGGAAGCAUGGGAGUUUGAGGUUUCCGACAACGAGAAUGAGGAACGCCGCUCUCGAGCGCCCCGGGAGAAAGUGGUGUACAAGACUUAUUCCAAGCAAAAUCCGGAGCGGGAAGCAGAAGAGAUGAGGAGUCCACUUAAGUCACACAAGCCCAUCCCCAUGAGUACACACCAGACGCCUCUGUCCAGCCUCAGCAGUGGCAGACAGAACUCCAACCAGCUGCCUCAGGUCGCCCGAGCUCCGCACCCUGUGAGUAGGGCAGAUGGCAGAAAGGGGGUGGAGUCGGUGACAGACCUCAGAGAGAGGCGGAGCUGGAGUGCCAGAGACACCGUGCCGUCCAAUCAGGAUGCAGUAGGGCGUGUUGAGGAGACAGUGCUGUCCAAUCAAGAUGCACUGGGUGGGAUGGAGGACGAGGAUGAGGAAGAUGAUGGCAUCCCCAUGAUCACGCAGAUCUUCUCCCUGGCGGAGUCGGGGGUGGCGCUGGAUGGCGCUCUGCUGGCGCUGCUGGAGGCUCUGCGUGGGGUGGCGCUGCCCCAGCUGUGGCUGCCCGUCCUGGCCGCGGGGCCCGUGCUGACGCUACUGCAGUGUUCUAAACGAUCCCCCAUGGCCGACACCGUGGUCCGCAUCGGAACCGGCCUCGGGUUCAGCGUGAGCGUCCAGGAGCAGCCGCUGGUGCCCACGCACCCGCUCUACGCCCAGCACCCCGCGCGCAUGACCACUCCAGGCCAGGUGGUGGCGCUGCUGAGGGACCUGGAGGGCCACGCCGUGUGCCAGGGCAUCCGCUCGCACGCGCCCGCCCCCCCCAACGAGCCGCUCGUCAACGUGCGCCUGGCCACGUGUCACUUCCUGGUCCCGCGCAGCAGGGAACGCUGCAGCAAGUGCCGCUACCCGCCGGAGAAGAGCUAGACACACACACACACACACACACACACACACACACACACACACACACACACACACACACACACACACACACACACACACAGAGUACGCUGCAGCAAGUGCCGCUACCCGCCGGAGAAGAGCUAGAACACACACACACACACACACACACACACACACACACACACACACACACACACACACACACACACACACACACACACACACACACACACACACACAGAGUGCGCUGCAGCAAGUGCCGCUACCCGCCGGAGAAGAGCUAGACACACACACACACACACACACACACACAGAGUACGCUGCAGCAAGUGCCGCUACCCGCCCGAGAAGAGCUAGAACACACACACACACACACACACACACACACACACACAUCAACACACACACACACACACACACACACACACACACACACACACACACACACACACACACACACACACACACACACACACACACACACACACAGAGUACGCUGCAGCAAGUGCCGCUACCCGCCGGAGAAGAGCUAGAACACACACACACACACACACACACACACACACACACACACACACACACACACACACAGAGUACGCUGCAGCAAGUGCCGCUACCCGCCGGAGAAGAGCUAGAACACACACACACACACACACACACACACACACACACAUCAACACACACACACACACACACACACACACACACACACACACACACACACACACACACACACACACACACACACACACACACACACACACA